Messenger RNA from Danio rerio (zebrafish), 1831 nucleotides. The record is from RefSeq and is a predicted model, not a curated record. NCBI's taxonomy places the organism in Eukaryota, Metazoa, Chordata, Actinopteri, Cypriniformes, Danionidae.
AAUAAACUCUGAUUGAUGUUUGUGUUCAGGGAGAGACAGCAGGCCUCAAAACUGGUGCGUCGCACAGAGAAGAAGCUGAAGGAGGUGAUUCUGCAGGUGGAUGAUGAGAGACGCAACACAGAGCAGUAUAAAGACCAGUCGGACAAGCUGAACAGUCGCAUGAAGCAGUUGAAGCGCCAGCUGGAGGAGGCUGAGGAGGAGGCUCAGCGGGCUAAUGCUAACCGCAGGAAACUGCAGAGAGAGCUGGAGGACGCCACCGAGUCUGCGGACGCCAUGAACCGAGAGGUCAACAGCCUCAAGAGCAAACUCAGACGUGGAGAUCUGCCCUUCACCAUGCGCCGCAUCGUCAGCCGCUCAGGAAUCGAGAGCGAUGAAGAUCCCGAAGCCAAGAGCGAAACUCCGGAACCCAAACCAGAGUGAAAGAAGCCAACACACACACACACACACACACACACACACACACACACACACACACAGUCCUGGACCACGUCGUCCUUUACAAACUCAGAGAAUCCCUCUCCAGUCUUCAUUUUGAUCUUAUUUUAGUGCCAUAGUGUAUUCACACACACACACACACUCUCAGUGGUUCUCUCGACAAUCACACACAACAGCUCCGCUCACACUGAGGACCAAAAUUGUGUUUAAUGUCAUUCAUUGUCUAGAUUAGAGGUGCGGAGUGCUAUUUUUUUUGUAUGGACGCGCUCCGCCAGUGAUCGUCCCGAAUUCUGGAUCUAUUUUUCUAACUGAAGUGUCAGAUUAAAACAGAAGAAGUGAAGAAAAGACGUUAUUUGAAGGGGACCAAAGCAACCUUGCUUUCUACGAAACUGUAUUUUAUUCCUACGUUUUUAUAAUGGUAUAAGGAUGAACGUAGCGCUUGCUCUCUCUCUCUCUCUCUUUCUCUCUGAUAAAUAAAAGAUUGUGAUGGUAAUAAUUGCAGAUAGCAGCUUACAGUUAUGCUUUUUUGGGCUAUUUAGUGAAUGGAUCCAGCACAGGAAAUAUUAGACUGACACACCACCGUAGAUAUAUGCAAAUCCAAUGGGGGGGGGGGGGGAUAAAUCGUGCCUGUUUGCUCUGAGCAAUAAAAGCGUCCUGUUUUUAAAAUUUGCAGCAGAUUGAAGGAUUUAAGAUGGAGUAAGCGAUGCACGAACUCAUUUUAGACAUGGCACUAUGCACUAUCGCCUUAAAUCUUCUCUUGGGAUGUUCCCUGUCCGUCUUAUACGUGUGUUUGUUAAUGUUCAGGGCAUGAAGGUGGAGGUUGAUUGACGGUUUCUCUCACGCACACACUGUACGCGCCGAGCACGGACGGAAAUGGCGGGAGUUCUUUUGGAAUAUGGAACGCGGCUUCCAUGGCUACCUCUGAUCACGUUUAAAAUUCUGUGACAUCACGUUUGACAUUCCGCGAUGUACGUUCACCUUAUUCUCACUGCGAAUGUAGUCAGUCAGAAUGCUUGCUCCACUGACAAGCGCGUCUAUAAAUGUAAUAAAACUGACUUAAAUCUCGCGCCAUUAAGGUUUAAAAGUGUUCUGUUUCUGAUAUUCACACAAAGAACUGUACAAAGGAUCUGAUCGGUUUGCCGUAAUCUCCCUCCUGGACGCUCGUGCUCGGCUUCUGCUUCUCGCUCACACUGCUGGGAAGUGAGAGGACAUUACUCUUCUUGAUUUUGUAAGGAUAGCUUGAGCAUGUCUCGUACUCAUUCUCUGUCUUCCUAUAAUGACCUUGUGAUGUUGUGUUCUGUCUCUGCAGCUCAUAAAUGAUAUCUGGAGAGAUUUGUCAGCAAUCUUUGGUAUAAUAUGCAAUAAAAUGGCUUUUUCAAAACCGCUUUAGAAAGUG